Messenger RNA from Psilocybe cubensis, 2451 nucleotides. RefSeq lists its product as uncharacterized. Gene Ontology annotation, cellular component: Cul4-RING E3 ubiquitin ligase complex. NCBI's taxonomy places the organism in Eukaryota, Fungi, Basidiomycota, Agaricomycetes, Agaricales, Agrocybaceae. The coding region runs from base 1 to 2451 and encodes 816 amino acids. Gene Ontology annotation, molecular function: ubiquitin protein ligase binding. The transcript is spliced from 11 exons. Gene Ontology annotation, biological process: DNA damage response; ubiquitin-dependent protein catabolic process; protein ubiquitination. The record is from RefSeq and is a predicted model, not a curated record.
AUGGCUACCUUAUUUGCUUUGCUUUCCCUGCCAAAGACCUCGGAGGGCUUAACUGCCCUACGUCCGACAGUAGUCACAGAACAGAAUGAAGGGUCGGCAUCUCCUCCUCGCAAAGUUGCGCGGUUGACCGCCGAUUCUGAUUCUGCUUCUGCUUCUAGAUCAAAGACAACAACGCACAUCGGAGGGUCACUCCAAAUCCGAGUGAUUGGGGAUUAUAAAUCCAAGGAGAAUCCCAAAGAAAAGCAAUUGAAUGUACUCCGAAGAUGUAUCAAAACGAUAUUGACACGCGAACCUGGCCCACACGAUAUCAUCCCUGCCACCUAUGAAAACAUUUACAAUACAUGCCACAGCGUUGUCUCCGACUCCGACUGUGGAGAACAGUUGUACAAUAUUUUGAAGAUUGAACUGCAACAAUCGAUCGGCCAAUUGUCAAGGAACUUAUUGUCGUCUCCUGAGAAAGAAAUGACAUGGCUAUUCUCUUUUAAUGCUGCGUUGAAAUGGCUAGAGACUCAGAUCUCUCUUUUGAUAUCUCUCUUGACAUACUUGGACCAAGUUUAUGUUAUCCGCGAAAAGAAUGUUCAGAGCAUCCACGAUCUCGCCUAUUCGAUGGUUGCCUCAACCAUCUUUGGAAAUGCUCAAGUCAUUGGGAGAAUGCGAAGUGAUGUGAAAUCAUGGCUUAAUUGGGAGCGAGCAAACAAUCGACCCCACCGAGAUCGCGAAGUGAUCCCUGCUCUGAUCGAACAUCUCCUUCGCCAUCACCAGUACUCACCAUUCGAAGAGUAUUACAUUGACAUUACGCGUACUUUUUACCUGGAAGAAUCAUCGUUUAAAUCAGUCGCUCUGAAAGCCGAUCCCCAGCUUUUCUUUGACGAAGCUAGCGCGCGAAUCAGAGAGGAAAUUGAACGCAGCAAUGCUGUUUUACCUGUCGCAACAUGGAGCAUUGUACGAGAGGUAACAGAGAAUUCUCUGUGGAAAGGCAGAUUGGAAUGGCUGGCAAAUGCUACUCUUUCAUCCUACAUGGAUACCAAGAACUUUGAAAAACUGGGUUCCAUGUAUGCACUCUUCUCCAGAGUUGACGGGACGAAAGCUCUGUGCGAUGCAUUCGCAGCACAUAUAAGGACAAGGGUAGCCAACAUUGUCCAAGAUGUCGACAGGGAUGACGAUAUGGUUCAGCGUCUUCUAGACUUCAAGGACGUGGCCGACCAAGCUACUACCCGCUCAUUCUUGGCCGAGAAGAGCCAAGUAACUGUCACGAAUUCUUCCAAUAUUCCCAUCACACCAAUUGCCUCUGCCAGCGAGCUGCCCGCAAAACAGCCUGACCAACAAUUCCUAUACGCGCUGACAGAUGCGUUCACAAUAGGGUUCAAGUCCCGCCGAUCGAAGCCUGCAGAGAUGAUUGCCAAGUAUGUCGACAAAUCUAUGCGUAAAGGGCAGGGAAAACUUAGCGACGCCGAGUUCCAAGACAUGUUGGACAAAGUUCUUGCACUGUAUCGCUAUACGGACGACAAAGAUGUGUUUAGGACAUUCUAUCAUCGAGGUCUUGCGAAGAGGUUGCUCCUGGAGAAGAGUGCCUCAGAUGAUUUUGAAAAGGCUAUGUUGAAGAAGUUGAAAGAGAAAUACGACCCAGAGUUUGGUAUGGGAGAAGAUAUGUUUAAAGACCUUGCUCUAUCAAGGGAGUCCAUUCGCGAAUACCAUAGCCGAUUGCCAGAGGAUAGCCCAGGGCAUAAACUCACGGCCAUGGUCCUGCAAAGGAGCGCAUGGCCAUUUUCUGCCCAGAAAGAUUCUAUCGACCUGCCCCCCGGCAUGCAAGAGGAACUCACGAAAUAUACGGAUUACUACAAAUCAAAGCAUACUGGACAUGUCCUUGCGUGGAACCACUCUCUCGGCACCGCCACUCUGAAAGCAAGGUUCAAUACUGGGGCCAAGGAGCUGACUGUCAGUUUGUACCAGGCUAUCGUUCUGCUUUUAUUCAAUGAAUCUCCCGAAAUUCCGUAUGCUGAUAUCAAAGAGCAAACAAGCAUGGACGAAGCCGAAUUGAAGAGGACUUUGCAGAGUCUAGCUUGCGGGAAGAAAAAGGUUCUUAAGAAGGUUCCGGUUGGAAGGGAUGUCGACGAUACCGACGUGUUCCACUUCAACCCCGACUUCAAGGAUCCUCAUCCUAAAGUACACAUUAACUCUAUUCAAGCGAAAGUCUCGCCCGAGGAAUCUAAGAAGACCAACGCAUCCAUUGAGGAUGACAGGAAGCAUUACCUCGACGCUGCGAUUGUGCGCGUGAUGAAGGCCCGCAAAGAAAUGACCUAUGAACAGCUUAAGGCGGCGACUAUCGACGCGGUCAAGAACCACUUUGUGCCACAAGUCGAAACCAUCAAGAGGCGAAUCGACACCCUCGUGGAGACGGAAUAUCUCGAAAGAAGCGAAACCGAUAGAAGCGUGUAUAAGUAUAUUGCAUAG